AUGUCCGAAUUUCAAAGAGGCCGUAUUGUGGGUCAAUCCGAAGGUGGAGUUAGUCAACAUAAUAUCGCAGAAAACAAUCGAAUCCAACUUUUUACAGUUAAUAGAGUGAUUGUGCAAUUAAAAACAAAGGGGAAAGAAUCCACGUCACCUUGCCCAGGUCGACCAGGGCCUUUUGACAGGACCCUUCACUUUGCAAAGGGAAGUGUUGAGGAUACUCAACGUUGCAAGGUCUUUUACAUAGAAAAAUAUGUUGAUAUCAGUCUCGGAACAGUUGUCAGGUAUCUUCACAAGCUUGGUUGCUAUGGUAGAGCAGCAAGAAGGAAUCCACGUCUUCCAGCAGCCAAUAUGAAGCGAAGAAAAAAUUGGGCCAGUGAGGUGGUGAAGAGUUCGGUAGCAUUUUGGGACAUAGUCAUAUUCUCUGAUGAGUCCAGACUUGCUGUAUUUCCUGACAGGGGCCAAAUGUGGGCCUGGUGUAUCUGUGAUCACGAAAUGGAUAACCUUUAA
Octopus bimaculoides (California two-spot octopus) is the source of this 504-nucleotide messenger RNA. RefSeq lists its product as uncharacterized. The record is from RefSeq and is a predicted model, not a curated record. Gene Ontology annotation, molecular function: nucleic acid binding. NCBI's taxonomy places the organism in Eukaryota, Metazoa, Mollusca, Cephalopoda, Octopoda, Octopodidae.